CCUCUCUCGCACUUCCGGGAAAACAGACGGCGCCGGAAGGUGUCGUUCGCAGAUAUGGCGUUGCUAGUGAGGGAUCCGUUCACUUCUCGAGUACAGCUGGUACCGUGGUCGGCCGAAGGUGAUUCGGUGCGGGUGUUGCUUCGUGCCAGAUGCCAGGCACAGGGCCUUCCUGAAGAUCACUUCUAUGUUAAGUGUAAUGGUCGAUGUAUUAAUCUUGAAGACGUGCUACAUGAUGGAGUUGUCUACAGCCUGGAGCCAAGACUGUCUGGUGGAAAGGGAGGUUUUGGAUCUAUGCUCCGAGCACUUGGUGCUCAAAUUGAGAAGACAACCAACCGAGAAGCUUGCAGAGAUCUUAGUGGAAGAAGACUUCGAGAUGUUAACCAUGAAAAAGCAAUGGCUGAAUGGGUGAAGCAGCAAGCAGAGCGCGAAUCAGACAAGGAGCAAAGACGUUUGGAAAGGCUGAAGCGCAAACUUGCUGAACCAAAGCACUUUUUCACUAACCCAGACUAUCAGCAGCAAUGUCAUGAGAUGGCAGAGAGGCUAGAGGACUCUGUCCUCAAAGGCAUGCAAGCUUCUUCUAGCACAAUGGUGUCACCAGAAAGCAGUGAGAGUCGGAAGCGGCCAAAUGAAUCUGAAAAGGGAGCAACGUCUGAGAAGAAAAGGUGUCUCUGGUUGGGGGUUGAAGGAUUGGAGGAUACUGACAGUUCACAUGACAGCAGUGACAGUGAAGCCGAUGAAUCCCCUAGUACAUCAGGAAGUUGCACAGCAUCAACUACCAAUUAUGUGAAGAUGGCUGAAAGUACAGUACAGUGGCCCAGCAGCUCAGAAGAUUGUGUAAGCUGUAGUUCAGCCUCUGAUACAGCUGAGAAGUCACAAUAUCAAAUGGAGGAUUCUGGAAGAGAUCCACCUGCUGAUGAAACUGCAGCCAGUGAGAAACAUGAAGCAGCCAAGACCCUGAAGGAUGAAGAGCAGGCAGAUGUCUCAAGCACUUUGCAAGCUGUGAGCCAGUUACAGAGUACAGAAUUUGCAACAAUAGAUCUGCUGGAAUUCAACUCUGUUGCUGAAUUGGAAGCUCUCGGGCUGGACAAACUGAAACUUGAACUAACAGCUUUGGGACUGAAAUGUGGGGGCACAUUGCAGGAAAGAGCAGCAAGACUCUUCUCAGUGAAAGGUCUCCCUAGAGAUCAGAUUGAUCCUGCUUUGUUUGCAAAGCCUUCAAAAGGAAAAAAGAAGUAACAUAAACUGCAGCUCAGGUUUUUAGACCUAGAAUAUUUCAAGGUUCUUCACAUUCUGAUGUUUUUAUGACCUCUGCCUUUUUUGGAUGAACUUCUGUAUUCUUUAUAUGCAGUUCUUACACAAAUAGCACUUUCUCUGUUGAAAGUGAGGCUAGAAAUCUAUGUAUCUGCAGACUCUUCUCAUCCUUUUAUUUUUGUGGAAACCGUAAACAUUCCCCCUGUGAAGGCCAUAGUAGGAUCCUCUGAUACAUUCAAGCCCAAUUGCUAAAAGUUGUAUGUGGCAAACUUUUAAAAGCUACUGUUGGGGCCGGAGGGAAACAAGUUUGCUAUGUGAAUGACCUUCUUUUAGGAUGGAUUGUAGAAGAAAAUGACCUAUUAUGCUGGAAAAGAAAUGCAAUGCAGUAACAUUCAUAGUUAAUAAAAGCCAAACUGCUGA
Hemicordylus capensis (graceful crag lizard) is the source of this 1671-nucleotide messenger RNA. It is a transcript of the gene SDE2, whose product is annotated as SDE2 telomere maintenance homolog. The transcript has 7 exons. Gene Ontology annotation, cellular component: nucleus. The record is from RefSeq and is a predicted model, not a curated record. The coding region runs from base 55 to 1236 and encodes 393 amino acids. Lineage: Eukaryota; Metazoa; Chordata; Lepidosauria; Squamata; Cordylidae.